Messenger RNA from Notodromas monacha, 1444 nucleotides. The record is from the annotation of a GenBank genome assembly. Lineage: Eukaryota; Metazoa; Arthropoda; Ostracoda; Podocopida; Cyprididae.
AGAAUAACGUUAGACUUUUCGCGCUGUGCAAAAAGUUCCGUCUGUGGUCUACGAUAGAGAUGGAGGCUCUUGGUGAUAUUGUUUCGUCCGUGAAAGGUCUUCGUGUUAUGACUAUGAACAAGGAAAACAUUACUCCCGGAAAAUCUGACGCAUUAAAGUCAAUGCCCGCCGAAAAGGAAAUCUUGAAAGACCCUGAUGUUGAGGUUGAGCCUCUGUUGCGAGACAAUCCAAACCGAUUCGUUUUGUUCCCGAUACAGCAUCAUGACAUAUGGCAAAUGUACAAGAAAGCUGAAGCCUCCUUCUGGACUGCUGAGGAAGUAGAUCUUUCGAAGGAUUUCCAGCAUUGGGAAAGUUUGAAACCUGAGGAACGCGAAUUCAUCUCUCACAUUCUUGCUUUCUUCGCUGCAUCUGAUGGCAUAGUGAAUGAAAAUCUUGUUGAGCGCUUUGCUCAAGAAGUUACUGCCCCUGAAGCGCGUUGUUUCUACGGUUUCCAAAUCGCUAUCGAAAACAUUCAUUCAGAGAUGUACUCGCUGCUCAUUGACACCUACAUCAAGGAUGCAAGUGAAAGGGAUCGACUGUUCAACGCAAUUGAAACCAUGCCGUGUGUGAAGAAGAAGGCUGAUUGGGCUAUGCAUUGGAUUGGUAACAAGUCACCGUACGCUGAACGUGUUAUUGCUUUUGCAGCUGUCGAAGGGAUUUUCUUUUCUGGUAGUUUCGCCUCUAUAUUUUGGUUGAAGAAACGUGGUCUUAUGCCUGGGCUUACAUUCUCUAAUGAGCUGAUCUCUCGUGAUGAAGGCAUGCAUUGUGACUUCGCGUGUCUCAUGUUCAGGAAGCUUGUACGGAAACCGUCGAAAGCUCGUGUGACUCGAAUUAUUCAGGAAGCUGUUGAAAUUGAGAAGGAAUUUCUGACAGAUGCCUUGCCUGUGCGAAUGAUCGGUAUGAAUUGUGAUCUCAUGGCCCAGUAUAUCGAGUUUGUUGCUGAUCGGCUCCUCCUGGAGCUGGGUUGUCCAAAGGUCUUCAUGUCCGAAAAUCCGUUUGACUUCAUGGAAAACAUAUCGCUGGAAGGCAAAACAAAUUUCUUUGAGAAAAGAGUUGGAGAGUACAAGAAGUUUGGCGUUGCCGUGAGUGGAAAUGGUUCUGCGAAUUCUGGCUCCGGACAGCAGAACAGGAAAUUCACUCUUGACGAAGAUUUCUGAAAUUGUAUCAGUUUUAGUGUGGAGCUCUCGAAGGUACAUGUCGGGUAUUAUGCGAAUUUGUCUACAAACUGGCUUGCGUAAUUGAAGCUUUGAUCAGUUGUUUCUUUGACACUCCUCCUUGUCAGUACUGUAUAAUGAAGUCUCAAUCGAAAUACCGUGCCUUUGUUGACGAAAUCAUUGAUCCGGAACAUUUUCUAGUUUUGUAUUGCUACUGUUCCAGAUUGUUGCAAUAAAAAUUCCAAUCAAGG